AUGGAUGUUUUCAACGAAUUGUGGUCUAUUAAUUUAAAACUAUCUACAGGUCCUGAUGGUAUUUCUGCAAGGUUCUUAAAAGAAUGCUCAUUUAUUUUGUCACCUAUUAUAACUUUUUUAUUUAACAAAUCUUUAAAAACUGAUAUUUUUCCUAACAUAUGGAAAUUUUCAUUUGUAUCUCCAAUUUAUAAAAAAGGGAAUAAAUUAUUAGUUACAAACUACAGGCCAAUUUUUAAAAUUUCAAUACUUCCAAAGAUAUUCUCUAAAUUGGUUAACAAACAAUUAUUUCCUUUAUGUGAACGUUUAUUUUCAAACGAACAACAUGGAUUUCGUCCAGGGCGAUCAUCGUUAACCAACCUAGGUAUUAUCAAACAAUUCAUCUUAGAAUCAAUUAAUAUACAAGCUCAAGUCGAUGUAAUCUAUACGGAAUUUGAAAAAGCGUUUGAUAGAGUUAGUCAUUCUCUUUUAUUAAUUAAACUAAAAAAAUUUGGUUUCGACAAUCCGUUACUUUCAUGGUUCGAAUCUAUCUUAACCAACCGAGUCCAAGCAGUCAAAUAUGAAAAUCAUAUUUCCGAUCAAAUAAAUAUAUCAUCAAGUGUCCCCCAAG
Cinara cedri is the source of this 607-nucleotide messenger RNA. The record is from the annotation of a GenBank genome assembly. Lineage: Eukaryota; Metazoa; Arthropoda; Insecta; Hemiptera; Aphididae.